This is a messenger RNA of Punica granatum (pomegranate), 2909 nucleotides long. NCBI's taxonomy places the organism in Eukaryota, Viridiplantae, Streptophyta, Magnoliopsida, Myrtales, Lythraceae. The record is from RefSeq and is a predicted model, not a curated record.
CUUUGAUCUUUCUUUUGCUAUAGUACUAGCUAAGCUAGAUAUUUUUAUUUUAUAAUUCUUUUUUUGCUGGAAUAGAAAAUUUACACAAAAAUUUAUAACUAAAUAUAUGAAAAUACUAUUAUCCAAAUAAUUCAAAAAAUUACAAACUUCGCUGAACUCAAGCAUAGUCCUAGACAAGCCUCGAGCUUUACCUUUGGCGAGAUCGAUUGGGAGAAGAUGAGAAAAGCUUGAUUUUGUUGAGUACCACUUCUGCGAUGUAGCUCGAGUCUGAAUAACAAUAUUUGAUUAAUCUUAAACUUUUUCAUGAACGUGUAAUUGCACUUAAACUUGUUAAUAUUUUUAUUUACGCUUGAUGAUACUUUUGUUACGAUGUAUCAUAUAAUGUUCUAAUAUCUUAAUAAUAAUAUUGAAAUGGAAAUUAUAAGGCUUCACCAACACUAAUCCACUAUGUGAAGUGACAAUAUAUAUAGAAGAAUUAAAUCAGAUGUGUCGUAUCCAAGAAAAAAAGAAAAGAAAAGAAGAAGAAGAUGUAUCGUACUAAAAAAACAAAGGAAUUACAUUAAGAUUUUCAAAGAAAAAAUUGAUAAUUAAUACGCUAAAAAAGUGGUUAUAAAAAAAAUAAAUAGAAGAAAAAUUGAUCUGAGCUCGGCUCACCAUCCGCCGCCGUCUGUCAUCAACUGCCGCGUAAAAGAAGAAGCGUCCGCCGGGCACCGUCCACCUCCGCCUUCGACACACAAGCCUAUCACUUCCCCAGCUUGCCGAAUCCGCUCAGUGAACCGCACGAUUCUGGUAGCUGCAGCAUGGCCGCUUCCUCCUCCGGAUGUUGCCUCUCUCCCCAGAACCGCUGCCGCACUCUCCCCUAUCCAAGCGAGGGCUUCCGGCCACGGGGCGUCUGGUCCAGUACAGUUCCGCUGAGGUCGCGAUUCCCCAAGAACCUAUCUCUGGUGGCGGGUGAAGUGCUCGGCGGCGCUAGCCGAGCUCGAGAGAAAUGUAACGUGUUCAUCGAUUCAGAAGAGAGUGACGGUGUCGAAGAGGGAGAAAUCUCCACGAAGAACGAGCGGUUCGUGCGGUGGUUUCGCGAGGCCUGGCCGUACUUCCGAGCGCACAGAGGCGGCACAUUCGUUGUGCUCGUUUCCGGCGAAAUAGUGGAUAGCCCAUACCUGGAUCCGAUUCUGAAGGAUAUUGCGCUACUUCAUGGAUUGGGGAUCAGGUUCGUUCUGGUUCCGGGAACCCACGCGCUGAUUGAUAAACUCUUGGCCGAGAGAGGAUGCGAGCCUAAAUAUGUCGGCCGAUACAGGAUAACCGACUCAGAAUCCCUGGCAGCUGCAAUGGAAGCAGCUGGGGGAAUUCGUCUGAUGAUAGAGGCUAAACUAUCUCCUGGACCUCCCAUAUUCAGUAUCCGACGCCAUGGUGAUAGUAGCCGUUGGCAUGAAGUUGGUGUCAGUGUUGCAAGUGGCAACUUUCUUGCAGCCAAGAGAAGAGGAGUUGUGGAAGGUGUUGAUCAUGGAGCCACGGGUGAAGUGAAGAAAGUGGAUGUUGCUCGCAUUCGCGAGAGGCUUGAUGGUGGAUGCAUAGUGAUAUUAAGCAACCUUGGCUAUUCCAGUAAUGGAGAAGUUCUAAAUUGCAACACAUAUGAAGUUGCUACAGCUUGUGCCUUGGCUAUUGGAGCAGAGAAACUUAUAUGCAUCAUUGAUGGUCCUAUCUUAGAUGAAAGCAGACACCUCAUCCGGUUCUUGACUCUUCAAGAAGCGGACAUGUUGAUCCGGAAAAGAGCAAAGCAAAGCGAAGCAGCUGCGAAUUACGUGAAAGCUGUUAUGAAAGAAGAUGUUGCAUACGCGAGACGUACGGAGUCUACCAAUGGAACUGCUUCUCAAGUCAAUGGAGCGGCUUUUUCUGAGAAGAGCGGUUCAACCUUUUUGAAUGGUGUUGGUUUUGACAAUGGAAAUGGGCUCUGGGGUGGUGAACAAGGCUUUGCCAUCGGAGGUCUCGAACGUCAGAGUCGAUUGAAUGGUUACCUUGCAGAAUUGGCUGCCGCAGCUUUUGUUUGCAGAGGAGGAGUUCAGAGGGUUCACUUGUUGGAUGGUACUAUCGGUGGGGCUUUGUUACUGGAAUUGUUCCAAAGAGAUGGGAUAGGGACAAUGGUUGCUAGCGAUCUUUAUGAAGGGACAAGGGUGGCUACAGAGAGUGACUUUUCUGGAAUCAGGCAAAUUUUACGGCCCUUGGAGGAAGCUGGGACAUUAGUGAAGAGAACUGAUGCAGAGCUACUUGAAGAACUAAAGUAUUUCAUUGUGGUGGAGAGGGAAAGCCACAUUAUUGGCUGUGCUGCUCUGUUUCCAUAUUUCGAGGGGAAAUGUGGAGAGGUUGCUGCCUUUGCAGUUUCUCCUGAAUGCCGGGGACAAGGACAGGGAGAUAAACUCCUUGAUUAUAUUGAGAAGAAAGCAUCCUCUCUUGGAUUAGAAAUGGUCUUCCUGCUCACAACCCGAACUGCAGAUUGGUUUGUGAGGCGUGGAUUCUCGGAAUGCUCCAUUGAUUUGAUUCCUGAGAAGAGAAGGAAACGAAUCAACCUAUCUCGGAAUUCCAAGUACUACUGGAAGAAGCUAACCCCCGACAAGAGUGGUAUUACUGUUGAUAGGAAGCUCAACUAGAAGUCGACUGAUAAUACAACUGGCUUAUGGUGCUUGAUUAGUCAAAUUUUCCAACACGCCUUGGUGUUUUGACUGGAUGCUCUGUACAUAGGUUGAGUUCUCUGUUGUAUAGUCGUGUUCGAGUCUGAUAUUAUUCAUAAUCAGGGAACCGUAUAAUGUACCGAUGGAUCUGGAAAAUGGACGUGAGUAUUAUGCAACUGAUGCAAAAGCUUAUGAUGAAUGUUGUAAUGGCAUUGAGUCAUGAAAAUUAACUUCCUUUAAAAA